Messenger RNA from Heterocephalus glaber (naked mole-rat), 2066 nucleotides. RefSeq names its product forkhead box N1 (gene Foxn1). Gene Ontology annotation, biological process: regulation of transcription by RNA polymerase II. NCBI's taxonomy places the organism in Eukaryota, Metazoa, Chordata, Mammalia, Rodentia, Bathyergidae. The record is from RefSeq and is a predicted model, not a curated record. Gene Ontology annotation, molecular function: transcription cis-regulatory region binding; DNA-binding transcription factor activity, RNA polymerase II-specific.
AUGGUUUCACUACUCCCGCCUCAGUCUGACAUCGCACUGCCGGGCCCCACCAGACUGGAAGGGGAGCCGCAAGGGGACCUGAUGCAGGCUCCGGGCCUCCCUGGCUCCCCUGCCCCACAGAGCAAGCAUGCCGGUUUCAGCUGCUCAUCAUUUGUGCCUGAAGGCCCUCCCGAGAGGGCACCCUCGUUGCCCCCACACAGCCCAAGCAUUGCAUCACCAGGUCCUGAGCAACUCCAGGGUCACUGCCCAGCUGGCUCUGCCCUGGGGCCCUUCCGACUCUCACCCUCAGACAAGUAUCCUGGCUUCAGCUUUGAAGAGGGCCCAGCGAGCAGCCCUGGGCUCUUCCUCAAGGGCAACCACUUGCCUUUCCACCCGUACAAGCGGCAUUUCCACGAAGACAUCUUCCCAGAGGCCCAGACUGCCCUGGCCCUUGAUGGACACUCUUUUAAGACCCCGGGGUCCCUGGAGGCCUUUGAGGAGAUCCCCGUGGAUGUGGGGGAGGCCGAGGCCUUCCCGCCUGGCUUUGUGGCAGAGGCCUGGUGCAAUGGACUCCCUUAUCCCGGCCAGGAGCACAGCCAAGUCCUGCAGGGGUCAGAGGUCAAGGUCAAGCCCCCAGCUCUGGAGAGUGGUCCUGGAAUGUACUGCUACCAGCCCCCUUUGCAGCACAUGUACUGCCCCUCCCAGCCACCCUUCCACCAGUACUCACCAGCUGGUGGCAGCUACCCUGUUCCCUACCUGGGCUCCUCUCACUAUCCAUACCAGCGGAUUGCACCACAGGCUAGCGCUGAUGGGCACCAGCCGCUCUUCCCCAAGCCCAUCUACUCCUACAGCAUCCUCAUCUUCAUGGCCCUUAAGAACAGUAAAACUGGAAGCCUUCCUGUGAGCGAGAUCUACAAUUUUAUGACAGAGCACUUCCCUUAUUUCAAGACAGCACCUGAUGGCUGGAAGAAUUCUGUCCGCCACAACCUAUCCCUCAACAAGUGCUUUGAGAAGGUAGAGAACAAAUCUGGAAGUUCUUCUCGUAAGGGCUGCCUGUGGGCCCUCAAUCCAGCCAAGAUUGACAAGAUGCAGGAGGAGCUGCAGAAGUGGAAGAGGAAGGACCCCAUCGCUGUGCGAAAAAGCAUGGCCAAGCCAGAAGAGCUGGACAGCCUCAUUGGAGACAAGAGGGAGAAGCUGGGCUCCCCACUGCUGGGCUGUCCACCCCCCGGGCUGGGAGGCACAGGCCCCAUCAGGCCCUUGGCACCCCCACCUGGGCUCUCUCAGCCACUGCAUUCCAUCCAUCCAGCUCCAGGCCCUGUUCCUGGCAAGAAUCCCCUGCAGGACCUACUUGGGGAUCAUUCACCCCCCUGCUAUGGGCAGACAUACCCUCACCUCUCACCUGGCCUGGCCCCUCCCGGACCCCUGCAGCAACCACUGUUCCCGCAGCCAGAAGGGCACCUUGAGCUGCGUGCCCAGCCAGGCACCCCCCAGGACUCACCUCUGCCUGCCCACACCCCACCCAGCAACUGUGCCAAGCUGCUGGCUGAGCCUUCCCCAGCCAAGACCAUGCCUGACACCCUACUGCCAGAUGGAGACCUUGGUACUGACCUGGAUGCCAUCAACCCCUCUCUCACUGACUUUGACUUCCAGGGAAACCUGUGGGAACAGCUGAAAGAUGACAGCUUGGCCCUCGAUCCCCUGGUACUGGUGACCUCGUCCCCAACAUCAUCCUCCAUGCCGCCGCCCCUGCCACCACCUCACUGCUUCCCUCCAGGGCCUUGUCUGGCAGAGACAGGCAGUGGGGCAGGCGAAUUGGCAUCACCAGGCAGUGGGAACUCCGGAGGCCUGGGAGACCUGCCCCUCACCACCCUCUACUCGGCCUUCAUGGAGCUGGAGCCCACACCCCACACGGCCCCUUCUGGCCCUGCUGUGUACCUCAGCCCCAGCUCCAAGCCCAUGGCCCUGGCAUGAAUUGUGCUCAACAUCAGCUCCAGCCUUUGCUUGGUCUGGAAGUCCCUGCUGGUCGCCCAUAUCGGGCUCACCUUGAAGGUUAAGGAAGGAAGGACCGAGGAUUUAGCUCAGUGGCA